AAUAAAUUUACAAUCUACCAAUCAUUGAAUCAUAACAAAUAUUAGAUUAGUUAACAAUAACGAUGCAUUAACAAUAUAAAAUCAAAUCUGCACAGUAAAGUGUUAAUUAUCGUACCUUAAAUGUAUUUAAACUGUUUUUAGGCUUGGAGAUUAGGCAACUAGUAUGUAGUUGGUAGAGUGUGAUCUCAGUAAACUACCUUUUUGAAUUUUUUAAUUUUACUGACUUACAUUAACUAUUUUAUAAAAUGAAUAAUUCCAAUAGCAGUUCAAAUGUUAGAGCACCAAUGGAAUCUACUACAUCUUGGUCCCAUCCGGGAAACCGAUUUCAUAGAUUUUUGGCUCUAAUUUUGAUGUGUUUUCUUUGUUUUGGUUCUUACUUCUGCUAUGAUACUCCAGGUGCUUUAGCAGAUAACUUCAAGAGUGACUCCCAUUUAAAUACAUCUCAAUUUGCUUUAUUAUAUUCCAUAUACUCUUGGCCAAAUGUAGUUUUAUGUUUUAUUGGCGGUCUUCUUAUUGACAGAUGUUUUGGUGUGAGAUUAGGUACAAUAAUAUACAUGUCAAUAUUGUUUGUUGGGGCUGUAGUAUUUGCUUUUGGCGUUUACAUAGAUAAGUUUUGGCUUAUGAUACUAGGAAGGUUUAUAUUUGGUAUUGGAGGGGAGUCUCUACAAGUGGCUGUCAACAAUUAUGUUGUGUUGUGGUUCAAAGGAAAAGAGCUCAACAUGGUGUUUGGGUUGCAGCUAUCAUUCUCGAGAUUUGGAAGUACUGUCAACUUUUGGGUCAUGGAGCCUAUAUAUAGAUGGGUUGCCAAUUAUUAUGGUGGCUAUGAGCGUUUGGGUGUAACACUGUUCGUUGCAUCACUCACGUGCUUAGGGUCUCUCAUAUGCGGUCUCAUUUUGGGAUGGAUGGAUUAUAGAGCCGAAAGAAUAUUGGAUCGAUCAGAAAACAAUGCAAAUGACCCUCCGUUUCGGCUGGUGGACGUUUUGAACUUCAAACCAGUUUUUUGGCUGGUCUCAGUCAUAUGUGUGGCAUAUUACUUGGCAAUAUUUCCAUUUAUUGCCUUGGGAAAGUUAUUCUUUGAAAGAAAGUUCGACUUUAAUCCUCAAGAUGCAAAUACAGUUAAUUCAAUGGUAUAUCUUCUGUCUGCUGCCUUGAGCCCAUUCUUCGGUAUCCUCAUUGACAAGACCGGAAGAAAUGUCACGUGGGUUAUUCUCAGUAUUGUGACGACAAUUGGAUCGCAUUUUCUUCUUGCAUUCACAUUUGUCAAUCCAUAUGUUGGAGUGAUAUCACUGGGAAUAUCUUAUUCUCUCCUUGCCAGUGGACUGUGGCCUUUAGUUGCUAUGAUCGUUCCGGAAAAUCAACUUGGAACUGCAUAUGGAAUAUGUCAAGCGGUACAGAACCUGGGUCUCGCGACUGUCAUAAUACUGGCAGGUGUGAUUGUUGACAAGUAUGGAUAUCUGAUGUUGGAAAUGUUCUUCUUGGGAUGCCUGUUCAUUGCACUGAUUGCCGCUGUACUUAUUUAUAUAAUCGACUCAGCUAAUUCGGGCGUUCUCAAUCUCUCUCCAAGUGCCAGGGAAGGUCUAAAAACGCUCACUAUAAAUAGCGACGAAAGGGAGAACCUGUUAGCGAAUUGUGACAGCUCCGACCAGGAAGAAGUGGACGCGGCCCCUGGAGACAGUGACGAACAGACACGACACGACGCACUGACACAGUCUGACAGGAUCAGAACUAGAUAUAUAGCACAAAUAUUACCAAACACUAGCAUUCCGGAGAGGCAAUAGGCAACUGUAGUGUUAAAUGUAUUGUAAAUAUUAGAAUGAAUUAUAUUAUAAUAGCUAAUUGAAUUUUAUAUUUUGAUGAUAUAUGAAUAUUGUAUGACUAUUAAUUAAAGGAUUAUAUUAGA
Messenger RNA from Leptidea sinapis, 1900 nucleotides. RefSeq names its product major facilitator superfamily domain-containing protein 1-like. The coding region runs from base 246 to 1778 and encodes 510 amino acids. Gene Ontology annotation, biological process: transmembrane transport. Gene Ontology annotation, cellular component: lysosome. The record is from RefSeq and is a predicted model, not a curated record. The transcript has 10 exons. Gene Ontology annotation, molecular function: transmembrane transporter activity. Lineage: Eukaryota; Metazoa; Arthropoda; Insecta; Lepidoptera; Pieridae.